Molecule: messenger RNA, 3006 nt
Organism: Centrocercus urophasianus (Greater sage-grouse)
Lineage: Eukaryota; Metazoa; Chordata; Aves; Galliformes; Phasianidae
Gene: GTSE1
Product: G2 and S-phase expressed 1
Exons: 11
Coding region: 118-2271 (717 amino acids)
Cellular component (GO): cytoplasmic microtubule; microtubule cytoskeleton
Molecular function (GO): microtubule binding
Source: RefSeq, a predicted model, not a curated record
CGCUCGGCGGCUCCGCAGAGGCGAGUGGUGCGGCGCUCCUCAGCGCCUUCGUUACGUGGGGCUUCUCUCCUAAUUGCUGUAUUUAAAACCUGCUGCAUCACUGUGCUUCCAGACGCUAUGGAGGAGGGAAGAGAAAUGGCAUUGCCUCGCUCCGGGCGUGUGGUGAAGAAACCGAGUGCUUACAUGGAUGUUUCAGACUUUCCUCUUCUGGCUGAUGAAAAGUUUGAUUUUGACCUUUCACUUUCUCCAGCAAGUGGAAGUGAAGAUGAAGUCUUUAUUGGAUCUCUGGGACACAAAGAAAAAUGUAUUGCUGUCAAUAUUGAAGCAAAAAGUGCUGAAAGAAAGAUGCCUGCUUCUGAUGACAAACUCACGUGGAGCACACUUAUAGGAGAUAAAUUUGUGGAGAUCUUCAAAGAAGCUCAUUUGCUAGCACUGCAGUUAGAAAGUGGAAAGAGUGAAGAGAAUAAAAUAAGCCAGUCAGAAGAAAAUGGAAAUGAGACUUCUGAACAAUUUGUGGAGGAUUUGAAGUCAAAAAUGAAAAUACUGAAAAGCCAUCAUAUAGAGCAAAGUCCCCGGGCUGUUAAGAGGGAGACAUACUGUGUGGGAGAUAGCCCUGCCUGUAUGCUGCUGCCUUCUUUUCAGAAGGAAUCAGAUAAACUUCUGUCAGGUGACAAGACUCACAUUCUUCAUAUUCCUUCAGACAAAAGCCCUGUUAAAAUUCAGGCAGCUCCUACAGAAAUCAUCAGUUCGCCUCUGACACAGGAACAGAAAACUAAGGAAAAAACCAAGAAAGCAACAGGCAAACUGCUAAUGCCAAAGCUUUCAUCUACUCUUGGGAAAAGCAGUAUGCUGACUGUAGAAAAGGCCAAACCAGGGAAACAGACUAAUAUUUCUACAAAAAGAGAUUUGACCAGCGUGGGAUCAUCUGAAGAUCUAAUUUCAGAUAAAUCAAGUGCUGCUUCAGAUGUUUUUGAGUCUUCAUUAAGUGGCAGUUCCUCAGUGCAGGACAAAAAAGUCCUUCCUGCUCCAAAUAAGCCUGGUUUAAAAAAAACAAAUCUGAAGCUUCCUGGUGUUACCAGUGGUCUCGCAAGGAAAAGUACUUCAUCAGUUUCCAGUGUGAGCUCAAAUCUGAACUCAAGUUUACCCAUUUCUCCCAUAGGAAAAAAUGGGAAAUCAAAUGCAACUUCAAAAGCUGGUGUGAGUGGCUCUAAACCUUCAUCUAGUACAAACAGACAAUCUCUGGCCAGACAAACCAGAGUUUCAUCUCUGCAGGCUGUCAAUACUGAAAGAUCCAGCAAGCAAGCAAGAUCAGCUAGUACUCCCAAAAUAUCUAGUGCUGCAAGCUUGGCUAAAUCUUCAGCUUCUGCACUAACAGUGCCAUCUCAACCUGAAGGCAGUGGAAUUCAGAGGCUGAAGUCUUUCCCCAGUCUGCAGAAGCUAUGUCAACAAAAUAAAGAUGGAAGUACAACUAAAGGAAGCCUGUGCCCAAAGCCCAGGGCUAGACAUCUGUCAGUUCCUGCAGGUCAAACUCAGGUUCCAGUGAAAGCUGGAGAUUUGACGCCAAAUGAGUCAGCAACAAAAGCAACACCAUCUCUUGGAUUAACAUUUUGUGGCAAAGUUGGAAGUGCCAUGGCAAUCAGCACACCCCUGAAAGCUUCUGAAGAUGGGAUAUUUCAGAUUCCUUGUGAGAGGCCUGUCUCCAUGACUCCUGGCAGCUUGAGACGGUCUGCCUUACCUACACCUGUCCGUCGUAUCUCAGGAUUUCCAGCAGCAACUCCUAAAACCACACCAAGAACAGUAUUUUCUCCACGUGUUGAGUCUGUUCACCAAAGUUCCAGCUUCUCUACCAGAAAGACACUCACAGCUGGUUCUAAACAGGUAAAAGAGACACGGUCAUCAUCUUCAGAAGAUGAUCCAUCUCCUCCCCCUGUGCUGCCUCUUAUGCUUGACUUCUCACCAGAAAAAGCUGUGACAGAAAUAGUAGAAGACAAAUUAAAAGAGGCUGAAGUACAAAAUCAGCUGGCUGAAGAGAGACAAACUAAAGAGGUAUUACUGAUAGACAUUGAAGCAGAUAACUCUCUCCCACAAACUUUGGAAUGUGGAAGCAGACCUCUGAUUGACCUUUCCAAUACUCCUGAAGUGAAUAAGGUUAUUCCUCUGAAGCCUAUGUUCUCAGAGCAGAUAAAGUUGAUUGAUUUGAGCUCUCCUCUUAUCACUCUGAGUCCUGAUAUAAACAAAGAAAAUUUGGAUUCCCCUCUGCUGAAGUUCUGAACUUGACUCAGAAGAUCACAGAUGCGAAGAACCCUGCAAGUGUUCACAUCCUGCUCUUCCCUUGCACAGCUGUAUGAAGAUGGAUUUAGAAUGCAUGAUAAAUUCUAUUGCUGCUGUGUUUCUCAUGGUCAAAAUUAUGGGGUUCUUUUCACAGGUAAAAUACAACAAUGUAUUCAAACCUUGUUGGUAUGAGCCAGAAAGGAAUAAUCUCUGUAUUGGAAGCCCUUUGGUUUUUUAGUUUCUAACUUGUGCUUUUCCUCCCUCUCCCUUAUGUGCAACGAAGAUAUAAUUUAAAGUAAAUGAGUUGUUUAAUAAAUAGUUAUACAAAAUAUGAACAGAUGAGCUUGUUUCACUUAGCAAAUGUGAACAUGCACAUAAGGCUGGUAAGUGCAGGUCAAGCUUUUUUAACACAAAUUAUUUGAAGUCAGGAAACUCUUAACUGUGAAUGCAGGUGGAGUACACUGCACACAGCAGUGGGAUGACUGCAUCUUUCAGAGAAGAAAGGCAGUGUGUUAUUGCUGCGUGGUUUGGCCUUGACACAUGGAGCUCUAAUUUGAACUUCCUUUCAGAGCAGAAAGAUGCUUUCCUAUCUGAGUUUCCUGGGACAUGAACACUUUAAAUAAAGGGGUGUAAAAUGAAAGUAAAAUGCACACAAUAUUAUAACAAGAAGCACGUCGUAGGGACUUGAUGUGUGCCCGCUUAACGUAUUGACUUAAUAAAGUUUAUGAAGAGAAA